This is a messenger RNA of Cyphellophora attinorum, 1188 nucleotides long. RefSeq lists its product as uncharacterized. NCBI's taxonomy places the organism in Eukaryota, Fungi, Ascomycota, Eurotiomycetes, Chaetothyriales, Cyphellophoraceae. The transcript has a single exon. Bases 1 to 1188 code for a protein of 395 amino acids. The record is from RefSeq and is a predicted model, not a curated record.
AUGGCUGGGCUCAACGCGGUUGAGUGUCAUUCCAAGCAGCAGCCCAAUCGUGCCCUGCGAUACUUCUUGAACGACAACAUUGACGCUGGACUCGAGGUCCUUGAUGACCUGCGGCUUAUUCCCGAUCUCCCCGACAACUUGCAAGAAAGGGCUGCCCUGGCCAGAACCGUCGGCACUGGCUCGCAAGCCAUGAAUGAAUUCAGCGAGAGUGAGGGUGACUAUUACGAGGAACACUACCAAGCCUACCAACACUACCUGGACGACAGAAUUGAUGCCGGCCUCGACAUCUUCGAUAGCCAGGGACUUAAGCCCGACCUUCCCCAACAAUUGCAAGCCAGUGCCGACAUGCUCAUCAUUCUCGGCAUUACUAAGAACUUCCUAGCCGAACGACGUUUUCUGCUGCACGAAGCCGGACCACUGAUGAAGGGUAUUGUCGCGGGAAUGGGCUAUCCACAUGAGUCCACAGUGCCCCUGGAGUAUUUGCAGUGGUUCAAGGAGCUCGUAGUGGUCCUGAAGUACCUGCAGACCUGUGUAAGAGCAGACGUGGAGAAGGACGAAGGAAAGCCGCUUACAUACCGAAUGCUGAUGAUUCAAGCCAAGUCAUUGCUGGCAAUGCUUUGGGUCAUGGAGUUGAAGAAUAAGGCCAGGACACGAUUGAUGAGGUUGAUGAAGACGCAAGGGAGCAUCAGCGUAGCGAUUGCGAAGAUGCUACCAGUGAGGUGCACGCACACAACAAGGACGGGAUCGAAUGCGGUGGUGAACGCAAGUGAAGAUUCCGGCUUGAAGACAAUUGACGAGGUUGACGGAGACGGCUCGGAGGCGUUCGACGAGAAUGACGAAGACAGCUUGGAGACGAUCUACGAGGUUGACGAAGACGAAGACCAGGGUGAGCUCGGUGAAGGCGACGCAGCUGGUGGUGAGGUAGACAAAGAUCAUGAUGCCGAGGCCGAUAGUGGUGUUGACGAUUAUGAAGUCGACCAUGAGGAUCAUGAUGAGAGGACAGGCGACGAGCGCAUCAAGAUCAUGACGAGGAUCUUAUCUGUCAAGGUCGCUGCCGUGCUGCGUGGACGCAGGUUCCAUGAUAUUUGUCAGGGGCCUCUAUAUCGCCGUUUCAUCGGUAAAGCGUCUGGCAGCAUCGAAGUGUUCAUAUACCGUCCACGGCGGUACAAAAUCUGGAGACCUUCGUGA